Drosophila eugracilis is the source of this 1264-nucleotide messenger RNA. RefSeq names its product glyoxalase domain-containing protein 4. NCBI's taxonomy places the organism in Eukaryota, Metazoa, Arthropoda, Insecta, Diptera, Drosophilidae. The record is from RefSeq and is a predicted model, not a curated record. Bases 108 to 974 code for a protein of 288 amino acids. The transcript has 4 exons.
GUCACAUUAGUGCCGAAUGUACAUAAAAGCUAGGUCGGAUUCGAUCUUAAAACAAUUUCCCAGCAAACUCCGGAUCAGCUAUCUAAACCCUACAAUUAAAUCCUAAGAUGUCAGCAAUUUCCGGACGUGCCCUGCACUACGUUUUCAAAAUCGGAGAUCGGGGCAAGAACUCCUUUUUCUUUCGCCAAAUCUUAGGAAUGAAGGUGCUGCGGCAUGAGGAAUUCAAGGAAGGAUGUGAUGCCGCCUGUAACGGGCCAUACGACAACCGGUGGAGCAAAACAAUGGUGGGUUAUGGACCUGAAAGUUCCCAUUUCGUCAUCGAACUAACGUAUAAUUAUGGAGUCAGCAGCUACGAAAUGGGCAACGACUUUGGCGGUGUGACCAUAUACUCCAAGGACAUUCUUUCCCGGGCCGCCGAGCACUCGUACCCUGUGACGCAGGUUGCUGGAAAGAAGGGCAGCCUCUUGACCUCCCCUGAUGGCUACAAGUUCUUUGUGAUUGAUCAGCCGUCUGGUGACUCUGAUCCCGUCAAAUCCGUAGAGCUGAGUGUAAGCAAUCUGCAGAACUCGAAGAAAUACUGGCACAAUCUGCUUAAGAUGAAAGUGCUUGAGGAGAGCGAAGAAAGCGUGCGCUUGAGUUACGGCGACAAGCAGGCUUCUCUGCAGAUCACCCAGAUCGCAGAGCCAAUAAAUAGAGCCAAGGCCUAUGGACGGAUAGCCUUUGCCAUACCAUCUGCUGAACAGCCACCGCUUUCCGAGGCGGUAACAGCAGCUGGCGGGGCCAUUCUCACGCCCCUGAUCACCCUGGAUACGCCGGGUAAGGCCACUGUUACGGUGGUGAUUCUCGGCGAUCCCGAUGGCCAUGAGAUCUGCUUUGUCGACGAAGAGGGCUUCGGCCAGCUGUCGCAGGUGGACCCCGAUGGCGAGAAUCUGCUGAUCAAGAACAUCGCCAAGGAUCCCUUCCAGCCGAAGUGAUUCUCCCCCAGCGAUCUUUUGAGCACUGAUACUUGUACACACCUUUUUGUAUUUGGAUUUUGUAUUGCUGUUAUGGGUACUGGAUGUCGUUAUAGAAGAUAUUAAACUAGAUAUUGGAAAUGUUUUAUAUUAUACAUAUUUUUAAAAAUGUUCUAAACAUUCAGUCACACUUUUUAAAGUUUUCGACUUUAAAGGACCUUAACUUUGUUUACUUAAAUAAUUGAUAUUCCUUAAAAUAUGUUUAUUCUAGUUAAGUUUAUUAUUAUUUCAAAUAAAUUCAAUCAGAUUAA